AAUGCGGCCUGCCGUAAAGACAGAGGCGGGUUGUUAAGUAUACUCUCUACUUUACGGCGUACCCGAGAACGCCCCCGCAGGGGCGGUGCUUUGGAGGUGAACCCGGGUUGGGAGGUUCAGCUCCUCCCACCCCCCCGCUCUGGCCAGCAAAGGUCGCCAGUGACAGGGAUCAGUUGUGGGAGGCGAGUGGUCCUUCUGCACACGGUAUCUGGGCCUAGUCUGGAUUCAUUAAAGUCCCUGGCGCCCAGCACUGAGUGGCAUGCAUAAGUAUUGGUGUCAUGAACAACGGUCAGCCCCCGGCUUGCCCGCAAGGAAGGGCGUCGGGCGGAGGCACCAGUUCCUCCCGGAAGCUUUUUGUCGCUAUCGCCACCAGCCCCUGGCAGUGGCAGUGGCCGUGGCCGGGCGUGAAGGCGGCCUCUCGGGCUGCAUGCCUCCUGGAGCUGGGGCCACGUCUCAGUGGUGGAACGCCUAGUCGGGGCGUGGGGCUGAGCCCUCGUGUCCUCAGGGCCCAGCCAGACAUAAAGCAGCGUGGUGCGGCGGAAAGGGGUCCCAAGGAAAGUCCUCGGAUCCAACUUCGAAUUACCGGCCUCCUCACUGAGCUUUGGGAGAAACAGCGGUGCUUCCUUCCCGCGGGUGCGGAGAGGAAGAAUGAAACGUUGCCUACUCCCUGCCUCUUAUCUUCCUCUUUAUGCCUAGCCUGGAGCUCAACUCCAGGAUUGAAGACUAUCGCUGACCGGAGUGCUUUUCACGGUUCUGAAGCUUAUACCAGUAGAACUCACUGGGCACUCUGCAUUCUACUGACCUUAGAAAGAAGUAAGGUCAUAUUUGAUGUCCUUUUCUUUGGCUGGAAACCCGAGCCAACCUUGGAAAAUACAAGCUCUUAACAAGGAUAGUGCUGUGGGCGCUGGCAUUUCCAUGAUUAG
This is a messenger RNA of Gorilla gorilla gorilla (western lowland gorilla), 923 nucleotides long. RefSeq lists its product as uncharacterized. Bases 279 to 884 code for a protein of 201 amino acids. The transcript has 2 exons. The record is from RefSeq and is a predicted model, not a curated record. Lineage: Eukaryota; Metazoa; Chordata; Mammalia; Primates; Hominidae.